Messenger RNA from Plodia interpunctella (Indianmeal moth), 3251 nucleotides. Its product is annotated as synaptic vesicle glycoprotein 2C-like. The transcript has 14 exons. Gene Ontology annotation, molecular function: transmembrane transporter activity. Lineage: Eukaryota; Metazoa; Arthropoda; Insecta; Lepidoptera; Pyralidae. The record is from RefSeq and is a predicted model, not a curated record. Gene Ontology annotation, biological process: transmembrane transport. The coding region runs from base 433 to 2370 and encodes 645 amino acids. Gene Ontology annotation, cellular component: membrane.
CACCAAAAUUUGUAGAUGUUGAUUUGAUACUGUUUACUGUUUUAACUUGGCAAAAUUAUAUUAAGAAUGAAGAGGAUAAGUGUAUAUAUUCAAACAUUUUAUUUUGUAUUAUAAUAGUGAAUUGAACUAUUUCCCCUAAACCCUCUUACCUUCUUACAUUUUGUUUAGCAGUCUGUCAUAUUUUGUUUCGUGAAGUCAAUUGUUUCGAGUUUUAAUUUACGUAAUAAUAUUAGAAUUGUUAAAAUCUGGGACUGAUAACAAUAUUUUAUCCUAGUUUUCUGUUAAGUUUGAAUCAAAAUGUAAGUUUCUAAUAAUUGUCAAAAUCUUCGUAUCAUAUCGUAUGUACAUACCUACUGUACUAUAAUCAAACUAAACCCCAAUAAAUUAUUUAGAUGCUUCGUUCAAGAUACCAUAGAGUAGAGUUAGAUAAAAAUGGCGGAGGAGCAGGCGUGCUUGGUGCGCGCGCGCUCCGACUCUGAGAGCUCCUCAAAGCUGAGCUUCGGAGCUAUAUCGCGCACCAUGACGUACGCUGAGAGCAGAGUCGGCCCAGAAGGCAGCGGCGAGCCCAACCACGCAGCGGACAUGGCGGCUAACCCUCCGGACCAUAAUCCAGAUGGCAGCAACGAGAGCGGCGAGCUCCUGGACUAUAAUGACGCGAGUGUGCUGGAGCAGUUCCAUGAAGACGCGUUGAGACAGGCCGGCUGCGGUCUAUCACAAGCCCGAGUGGUGCUCGCGUCAGGUCUCGCGAACAUGGGGGCAGCUCUGGAACUGGCUGCCAUUCCGUUCAUACUGCCCUCAGCUGAGAUGGAGCUGUGCAUACUUCCGCACGAGAAGAACUGGCUUGUGCUAAUAAGCUUAGUGGGUUGUUCGCUGGGCUCAGUGGGUUGGGGCGUGCUCUCCGAGCGCUUGGGUCGCCGCCGCACGCUGCUGUCGUGUCUCGCUGUCAAUGCUGUUUUCGCCGCUAUCGCCGCUUUCAUGCCUACAUACGGGACUUUUAUGAUGGCUAGAUUCUGCUCAGCCAUAGGUUCAGGCGGCAUUGUCCCCACAACAUACACAUACACAGCGGAGACCGCCGGCCGGCCGCGCCGGCAACUGGCCCUCGCGGUGGUGCUGUUGUGCAGCGGCGCGGGCGUGUGGCUGGCGCAUGUGUUAGCUAAUGCUGUGCUGCCACUGACUGGCGCCAGCACUUUGAUCGAAAAUAAGGAACACUUCAGCGCUUGGCACAGGUACCUACUGCUAUGCACACUGCCGAUCUUAGCGUCCUUAAUCAGUCUGAUCUGGACGCAGGAGUCGCCGCGCUUCUUGUUGGACGUCGGGAGGGAGGUGGACGCCAUGAUGGUCUACCAGAGCAUCCACAGCGGUAACCAGCUGCGUAUCUGCGGUAAACGGUCAGCGGAGCCCUACAGGGCUUCGGAACUAGCGCUGCCGGGGAAACGACGCCCGCCCGCCCUUCACCACGUCCGACACAGCGUCAAGAUGUUCUGGCAGUCGUUCUUCCAGCUGUUCUCGACUCCUUAUAGAAAUACAACGCUGUCUCUGGGAGGCGUCAUGGUGUUCACGCUAGCUAUACAGUUCUACCUAUCGUCAUACAUCCCGACAACGGUUCUGGACAUGGAGCACGCGGAUUUCGAAGCCUCCAAGACUAUUAUACACAACACGACACUAACAGAGGAGCAUUACAAUAGAACUUUGGAAAACAUUGAAUUUUACAACGUGACCUUCAGCAAAUGCGUGUUCAGAGACGCCCUGAUGUCUCAUGUCGCGUUCAAAAACUGUUCUUUUGAUAAUGUCCAGUUUUUGAACAUUAAAACUUCGUAUACCGCUUUCGAAGGAUGCUACUUCUUUAAUAGCACAAUAAUCGACACAGACAUGGAAUUGGGUCGCGAACUGGACGACGGAUGCGUGCUGAACGCGACGAGCAUCCGCGGCAUGCAGCUGGGCUGCCCGCGGCACGCGGACCUGCGGCCGGCGCUGGCGGGCCGCCUGCUGGAGCACGCGCUCGCCGCGCGCGCGCUCGCCGCCGCCGCCGCGCUCGCGCUGCUGCCCGCGGCUCUGCGUCCGCUCGUGCCGCAAUGCGCUGCACUGGUCCUCCUAUCGCCGGCUGUGUACUUCGCCAGGACGGAACACAUCCUGUACAUACUAGAGGCUGUGUACAGGUUGUUCCUAACACUGAUAUUCUUCACUAUAGGAGUGUUCGUGGUGGAGACCUACCCUGCUAAUCUGAGAUGCACAGCACACGGGCUAAUCCUAGCCGUGGGCUACAUGUGUGCGGCCGUGGUCCGCGGCUGCGGCCCCGCGCCGCCCGCCGCCGGCUGCGUGCUGUGCUGCGUCCUGGCCGUCGCCGCCACUGCGCUAGCGGCCAGGAGAUAAUUGUAAACGGUGACAAAGCAUCACAGCAAUCACAUGCAAGACUUGCCAUUUGUAAGUAUACCAAAGCGAUAGAUGACCGUAGGGCUACCAUCAACUUUCACAGAACGAUUCCAAUGCAACUCAGUUCAAAUUUAGGAACCUAAAAUUAAUCGCAUUCAUACAAAAAAUUAAGUCGAUGGUACUAAUUUGCGAGGCAGAUCAGUUUAGGUCGUAAAGUGAUCGCGUUAAGAGAUGAUGGUAAGCCCCUGCUCGAUUAAUUGAUUGUAUACUCAGUGUGUAACUAGUUUAUGAGGACGUAUCGAGUGAAAGUUGAUCUCAAAUUUCGAAUAUAAAAUUUUUAUUUAAAAUAUCGAAUGCGUUUGACCACAAUCUAGCCUGAAUAUGGGUGUUACAUAAAGCUCAUAUAUUGGUCUAUUGACUCUUUAAUAAAAAUAAAUUUAAAAUUCUUUAUUUGAGGUAAGUUUAAGUAUAAUUUAUUGGUGUCACUCGAGCGAAGUCUGGUCAGGUCGCUAGUGUAAAAUAAUUGACGAUAUUUAAUUUAAUAAACAAUAAAUAUCUUGAUACGUCCUCCAAUAUGUUACGUAAUGCUAACCCAGUGAUUAAAUGUUAGUCACAAAGUAACCACGUAUAUUACUAAUUAUACUGAACCCAAUAAGGAGUAGGUAGAUAGUAGAACGAGCAAUAACAAUUAGCAAUCACUAUGGUUUAUUUAAACAAUUUAGAUAACACAGACGACCUCCGUGGCGUAGUGGUCGCCACGGCCGUCUGAAGGUCCUGGAUUCGAUUGCCCAGCGCGGGCAAAUAUUUGUACUUGUGAUCACAGAUCUAAAUCUGUGAUCAGAGAUAUUUUUCUGCGGUUCUGGGUGUGUUGUGCCCGUUUC